AUGGCGGCCUAUGAAAAUAUGGCGAGGCCUCGGAAAACAAUAACUACAUAUGGAAAGCCAGCAAGGAAACAUCUUGCAGGUCAUAGCUAUACAAAACUGGUCCAUCGCACAACACCUUCCGAUUUAACAAAGACAGGUCUCAUUACAAACAAUGAGCCCAGUGCAUCGAAUCAUGAAAGACCUCGCGAUGUCUACAAGCCUUCACCUAGCACAGCUUCUGCUCUAAAAAUACAGUCUACUGUCGACUUAUACGAUGUGCCCCUCAGCGAUGAAGAGGAACCUCUUUUAAUGCGCAAGAACGUUACCAAAUCUGCACCGAAACUUAAAGGGAAAUCUGCGAUGUGCGACGUACCUCUGGGCAAUAAAGAGGAUGAAGCUACGAGGCGGAAGAACGCUCCCAAACUAAAACAGAAGCCUUCGCAAACUUCUACCAUAUAUGAUGUGCCACUGAGCGAGGAUGAUGAGCCCCCCGCGGCGAGGAAGAAUCUCUCCAAAUUACUACCAAAUGUUACGCAAAAGCAAUCGGCCAUUGGAAACGCGAAGCACUCCAUAACAACAGAAUCCGCGAAUGUUAAGUCGGUGGAAAUGCCCGAGCGUAAGAAGAGAAAGUUAUCACCAGCUGAACAGCCGCGACGGGAGCCUUCUAAACUUGCAACAACUUUGCCCAAGGUGCCACCACAUCCUAAAAUUAGGCAAGCCAAACCAAGUAUAGACACUUUACCAAAACGACAGGUCGUUCAUGCUAAGCCUGUUAUGGAGUCUAUCCUGACCAAACCAGCAGUACAUCGAGGUCUACAGAAGCAGAGUAAUAAAACGCAGGCGCAGCAACGACCAAGAUCCUCUGCCUCUACCGGCAGUGCUGCGAGCUUACGGUUAGCUACAAGUCCUGGGCGUCACAUCUCUCCCAAGGCUACGAAGCUAUGGGAUGCCCUCGACAACGAAACUCAAGAAACCACGAUGAGUAGUGCAGAUGAGCUCUCUUUAGUCGUGAGUACGCCGAAGAGAGUGUACCCAAUUAUUAGAAAGUUAUCUAAAACUGCGGCUUUUGCAAAACCGGCUAACCUAACUCCUCGCAAACGACUAAUCGACUCAUUAGUCGAGCAGACACCUCGCGAAAAUUUGAACGAUGAAGACGAUGAUGAUGAUGAAUCUGGGAACGAGCAUGAUAAUUCUCAGCUUGAGGAUCACUUCCAACAUUUGAACAAUUCAAGAGCCCAGAGUCUUGCCCCAGAAGUCCCUACUUUUACUGCACCUGCACAAGCUAGUCAAGGACCCCCAAUCGCAGGGCCCAAGUUUACGUAUAGUCGACAGCGUUCUAUGCUUGUUGAAGAAGACAUGAUGGAGCAAUUGGCUUUUGACAUGCCUCUAGAAACUCCACAAAGCUCACAGCGUCGCCGAGGCUCUAUACCCAGCCUAAAGCCAUUAUCAAGCUUUCGCGAGGAAGAGCAGCAAGAAGAUGAAGCCGCAAGUACCGCUAUUCGCACGAUUCAUGAACUAAGGCAAGCGGGUGCGAAUAGUCGCUUUGCGGAUGAAGUAGAAGAUUUGCUCGAUCGUAUUGGGAGGCCUUCCAUAAAGUUGUCGUCUAUGCGACGCUCCGGUCUUUUAGACCUUGGAUUGAAAAUGAAGGACAAAGCAUUUGUUCGGCAAUUCCGUGCCCAUGGUGCUGAACAGCGACUAUUUAUCGACAUAGGUCAAGAAACUGAUAUCGUAUCGGGAUUUUUGAUGACAUCGCUCAUCACGCCUAUUUUGGCAGAGGGAAGCGCGCCUCUCGUGGUAUCGCAACUUCAACAACAAGGUAUUGCAAAGCUACUCGGCCGUCUCAUAUCGGUUGAGAAAAGCUUUGUCAGUGUGAUAAAGGAGCGUAAGACAAAUAUGUCCAAGAUGGCACAGAAAUCAAUGGCAGCAUAUCAUGAUUCUCUGCUUGCAAUUCCAGUAUGGAAGGAUCUUAGCCCAUGUGAACUCUCCCCUCGAACCUUGGCCCUAAAAUGCCUUGAGCUUAUGGUCAGGCAAUGUAGAGAAGCUGGAGACGCUAGUGACAUAAUUUCUGAAGAGCUGAAUACCAGUUUGUUUGAGAUUUUAAAAUUGUCAAACUCGGAUGCCGCGUGGGAUUUCCCCCACGGAAUAGAAGCAGUCAACUUUUAUUUGACACUCUCCACUCUUGAAUCUCACUCUCUUGUAUCGAGAAUCGCCCAAGAUGAGACCAUUUGGAUUCAUCAAUUGCUGCCUAUCAUAGGCAAUACCCUCAAUACCGCUUUGAAUCGGCCACUUGAGAGCUUUGGCGAGCAACAAAUUUUGGCAUUGAAAUUGACAGUGAAUGUCACCAAUCACAACCCGAAAGCUUGCGAUGCAAUUGUGGACUCGGAUCUCAUGUUCACCAUUCUUCGCAUCAUCGUUGCCAAAUUCAAAAGCAUGUCAAGCUUAUGGGCGGAAGAGGAAAUCGUCGUGGCUGUGGAUAAUUUGAUCCUUCUCAUUGGAGCGAUGAUCAAUUUUGCCUUGUGGAGCACAAAAGCGCUUCAAAAUAUCAAUGAUUUUGCUGGGACGGGCAGGGACCCUCUGGAUGAAUUGAUCCGCCUUUUUGUAGAUAACAGAGAGAAAACCUUUGAGGUGGACUCUCAGCACGAAUCACACAAAAACGUUCCGUUUGGAUACUUGUCGGUAUUGUUGGGACACUUUUGUUUAUUGCCGGCCAUCGAGAAACGGAUUCGGAUGCGACAGACAACAAAAACACUUCGGCCCCUCAUUACAUCUAUUAAUGAAUUUAUCGUUUAUCAUAAAGCGGCUGACGAUGAGAUUGCUCCCAAUGAAGAUGGACACAGUCCUCACGUUACUGUGACGAAGCAACUCGAAGAUCUCGUCCAAAAAUUAUUGACGAUCAAAGGGGCUUAA
Botrytis fragariae is the source of this 2886-nucleotide messenger RNA. Its product is annotated as putative rheb small monomeric gtpase protein. The transcript is spliced from 2 exons. Lineage: Eukaryota; Fungi; Ascomycota; Leotiomycetes; Helotiales; Sclerotiniaceae. Gene Ontology annotation, biological process: regulation of chromosome condensation. The record is from RefSeq and is a predicted model, not a curated record. Bases 1 to 2886 code for a protein of 961 amino acids.